Batrachochytrium dendrobatidis JAM81 is the source of this 2606-nucleotide messenger RNA. RefSeq lists its product as uncharacterized. NCBI's taxonomy places the organism in Eukaryota, Fungi, Chytridiomycota, Chytridiomycetes, Rhizophydiales. Gene Ontology annotation, molecular function: chitin synthase activity. Gene Ontology annotation, cellular component: cell septum; cell periphery. The record is from RefSeq and is a predicted model, not a curated record. Bases 1 to 2283 code for a protein of 760 amino acids. The transcript has 14 exons.
AUGGGUGAAACCUUGUUUCGUUACAAGACAGUCAAAACUAUUCCGCUGACUUCUUCUGGAAAUUUUGUUGUCGAGGUGCCUGUUCCUGAAAAAGUCAUGAAUGCAAGCAGGCAUUCUGGUCGUGAAUUCUCUCAUCUCAGAUACACCGCUGUUGUUGGAGAUCCAAAUGAGUUUUAUGAGCGUGGCUAUUAUCUUCGUCAAGCAGAAGAUGAUCGUGCUACAGAAAUAUUUAUUGUCGUGACAAUGUACAAUGAAGACGAAAGACUUUUUCUCAACACAUGGAAGAGUCUUUGUCGAAAUAUUAAUCAUCUUUGUCGCAAAACUAAUUCUACUGUCUGGGGAGUAGAUGGAUGGAAAAAAGUUGUAAUUUGCAUCGUGUCUGAUGGUCGUUCCAAAAUCCAUCAAAAAACGUUGGCUACACUUGGAGUGCUUGGAGUAUACCAAGAAGGACUGAUUAAAACAUCAAUUAAUGAUCAAGAGGUUUCAGCGCAUGUUUUCGAAUAUACCUCGUGUGUUGCUUUUGAUAGUCAGAUGAAUAUCAAAAAGCACAAUGCAUCCAACGUUCCUAUUCAAGUUCUUUUUUGUCUUAAAGAAAAAAAUGCAAAAAAGAUUAAUAGCCACCGCUGGUUUUUUAAUGCAUUUGGAAAAAUACUCAAUCCAAAUAUCUGCGUUCUUAUUGAUGUUGGCACCAAGCCAACGGAUAAAUCUAUUUAUUAUUUAUGGCGAGAAUUUGAUCUUAAUCCCAACGUUGCUGGAGCAUGUGGAGAGAUUUAUGCCGAACAAGGCGUUUGCUCUUCUAAACUAUUUAAUCCGCUUGUUGCGGCACAAAAUUUUGAGUACAAGAUGAGCAAUAUCCUAGAUAAACCGCUCGAAUCUGUGUUUGGGUUCAUUAGUGUGCUACCUGGCGCCUUUUCUGCCUACCGUUAUCGAGCUUUACAAAAUCGUGGUGAUGGUGUUGGACCAUUAGAAAAAUAUUUCAUUGGUGAGAAAAUGCAUGGUGGUCCGAAUCUCACAAUGGCAAACAUGUAUCUUGCCGAGGAUCGUAUCCUGUGUUUUGAACUAGUCACUAAGCGUGACGAAGCAUGGAUUUUAAGAUAUGUCAAGUGCGCCAAGGCCGAAACUGAUGUCCCUGAUUCUGUUCCCGAGUAUAUUUCGCAGCGUCGUCGGUGGUUGAAUGGAUCGUUUUUUGCUGGCUUGCAUGCCAUCAUCCAUUUUUAUCAAGUUUUUCGAUCUGGUCAUUCAUUUGGACGAAAAUUGGUUCUCCUACUCCAGACUUUAUAUAAUGUGGUGAAUUUAGUUUUUAGCUGGUUUUCCCUGUCCAAUUUUUUCUUGACCUUUUGUAAGUAUAUUAUACAAUCAAUCUUACAUGGUGUGAAGCAUUGUUUUUUGGAAACCGAUCCAUUUUUUGGGUUUGGCGUAGGAAUGUUUAUUACUCUCAGACAGCUUUACCUGUUUGCACUUGUGAUGAUAUUUAUUGCAUCGCUUGGAAACAGGCCACAAGGGUUUCGCAUUCUUUAUAUUGGAUGCUUUGCAUUGUUUGCUCUCAUUAUGGCAACACUACUAUAUAUGUCGGCAAUUGCUCGCGCGACGGUUGCCGAUCAAAACGGGACUAGAGCUACCAGUGUGCUCAAUCUUGCAAACUUGUUGCUUGAGCGUGCAUUCCGCGAUCUCGUUCUUUCACUGCUUACCACUUACGGCGUAUACAUUAUUGCGUCCAUUGUAUAUCUUGACCCUUGGCACAUGUUGACAUGCUUUAUUCAGUAUUUAUUGCUUUUGCCAUCAUUUGUAAAUAUUCUCAUGGUAUAUGCAUUUUGUAAUUUGCAUGAUGUGUCGUGGGGAACCAAGGGUGAUAAUAAGCCAACUGAACCUCCAGCUGCUGUACACACACAAAAAACUGAAGCAGGAAAGCAAGUCGUGACAGUUGAUCUUCCAGUCAACCAACAAGAUAUAGAUGCCAACUACAAUAUGUUUCUCAAGGAACUCAAGCCUAAACCAGACGAUACUGCUCAGCGGCGCAGAAAACAAAACCGAAACAUGCUGGACCAAGAGGAUUAUUUCAGAGCAUACCGUACAAAAGUUGUUUUGUUUUGGCUAUUGUCUAAUGUGGCGAUUUUGGCCGUGUUUACUACUUCACAGAUUGCUAUUCAGAUUGGGAUUGAUACGACCAAUCCAAAAUCAUUUAACCCGUUCUUGACUUUUAUUUUGUGGAGCGUGGCAGGACUUUCCAUGAUUCGUUUCAUUGGAAGUAUGGCAUAUAUUUGUUGUCAAAACCGACGAUGGUAAACUAAAAACUGGUAUGAAGCCAAAAACAAUUUUAGAUUUUACUAGCACAUUCAAGUAAAAAGGAAACACCGAAAACAAUCAUUUCUAUAGUGGUUUGGCAUGUCUAAUUCUUAAACUCUUGCGCACGGAUGGAUUCAAAUCGCCUUUAGUAUUCAAAUCGACCUCGGCGACAGUAUUGUCCUGUUGAGUUGACUCUUGUUUUUGGAUCAAUGAAGAUUUUCGCUUCUAGAUUACAGUUUUAGAUACAAAAGAAACAAGUCGGUCAGGUUUACAGAUGAAUGAACAAGUAAAUUUAAAAAUUAAUAAACUGGCCAAGCAACACU